Messenger RNA from Penicillium antarcticum, 795 nucleotides. RefSeq lists its product as uncharacterized. Bases 1 to 795 code for a protein of 264 amino acids. The transcript has 2 exons. The record is from RefSeq and is a predicted model, not a curated record. Gene Ontology annotation, biological process: alanyl-tRNA aminoacylation; regulation of translational fidelity. Gene Ontology annotation, molecular function: alanine-tRNA ligase activity; ATP binding; Ser-tRNA(Ala) deacylase activity. Lineage: Eukaryota; Fungi; Ascomycota; Eurotiomycetes; Eurotiales; Aspergillaceae.
AUGGCAAUAAGAACAGAGGCAAUCUACCUAAACGAUGCCUCCCUCCGAACAUGGACAACAGAGGUCGUCUCAUCGCAAUCAAUAACCACCCUCUCAGAAGCAGAGAAAAGUCUAGCAAAGAAUAUUCCUGCAGACUACAGCGCGGUACUAAUGCGCCAAACAAUCUUCUAUGCCCAAGGCGGCGGCCAGCCCAGCGACAGCGGUGCAAUCGGGCCACCAGACCAGGAAGCAACUUUCUCAGUAUCAUUAGUUCGCAAAACUGCUGAUGGGAAAUACCUCCAUUUUGGAAAAUAUGCAGAUACAUCUUCUACUUUCAGUCAAGGACAGCACAUUAUCCAGAGGGUUGAUGACGCGAAGCGCAAUUAUCAUUCGCGUUUGCAUACUGCUGGACAUAUUGUUGGAUUGGCGAUGCAGAUUCUUAUGCCGGAGAUGAAGAAGGUGAAGGCGAAUCACUUUCCCAGGGAGGCGUCUAUGGAGUAUCAGGGUCUACUGUACAACGAGAAUAAGCCUGUUGUCCAGGAGAAGGUUGAUGAGUUGGUGAAACGGGAUUUGGAGAUCCUUAUUUCUUGGGAGGAGGGCUGUAAGGGGUCCGGGGAGGUUGAACAGGAAGAGGAGGGUCGGUCUUUUGAUGGUCGGACGAGGAUUGCAAGUAUUGGUGGGCUUGAUCAUAAUCCUUGUGGUGGGACUCAUGUUGCGACGACGGGGUUGGUUGGGGGUAUUGUCAUUCGGAAGAUUAGUCGGCAGAAGGGAAUUAGUCGGGUUUCUUAUGAUGUUUUACCUGGGAUUGAGGGAUAG